CUCGCUCAAUCUUCAUUCUUCACUUCCGUAGUCAGUAGCCAUUCCUCACUCCUCAGAGCAUUAAAUGAGAGGGAAGAAACUAUGAUUACCAACCAGCGCAAAGGCAAACAGAAAACCCGCAGGCCGCAGAAUAAUAGGCCGUAGUCAAGAUAAAAGGGAAAGGGAGAAAAUAAAUAAUAAAAUAAUAAAGAAGGAGGUUUCCGGUUUCGAAAGAAAGGAUGUAAAAGCUUUCACCUCUACCCUCUCUUCUCACUCGCUACUCAUUCUGCUCAGUGCUGACUUUUACUAUUGGGUAUAACACAAUAUGUUCGAACGAUUGUGUAAAAAGGGUUUCCUUUUCUGGGUUUUCUUUUCCUUUUUUAUUUCUUUUUAUUUCCUUUCUCUCCCUCCCUCAUCAUCCCCGUGAUUCUAACCAAAAUCUGUCCCAUAAAAUUAUUUUUCUCAAAAUGAAAAAAAGAAAAAUAGUAUAAGAAGGGGAAAUAAUAAGACUGAGAGAGAGAGAGAAAGGAGGAAGAAAAAAAACCUUGUUCCUUUUCGGUUUAUCUCUCCUUAAGUCUCAUGACUUAUCCUCUUAACUCUUGCAUUGUGUCUACUCGCAACAACAACAACAUCAAGGAACAAGGAUGCGAUUCCCACAGUCGUCACUCCGAAAUGGUGAGACUCCACCUCGAACGUCAAAUCUCCCUUUCCAUUCAACUGUGUCCGUGCAAAAGCUCCGACGCUUCAACAUACUCAUACUUGUAUUCCGACUUGCCUCCUUUAGCUUCUCUCUUGCCUCUGCAGUUUUUAUGAUCACCAAUUCUCACGGCUCUGAUUCCCCCAAUUGGCACGAUUUCGACGCUUUUAGAUUUGUUUUGGCUGCAAACGCAAUCGUGGCCUUCUAUUCCUUGGCGGAAAUGGGAGCUUCGAUUUGGGAGAUUUUGAAAGGAACAACUUUGUUGCCGGAGAUCGUGCAGGUCUGGUUUGAUUUCGGUCACGAUCAGGUUUUUGCUUACCUGCUGCUGUCGGCGGACGCUGCGGGAACGGCAUUGUCCCGAACCUUAAGGGGAGGAGGGGGAGGAGGAGACACGUGUACGGCUGUAAACUCGUUUUGUGUUCAAUCAGACAUCUCAGUCGCUUUGGGAUUCGCGGGCUUCCUAUUUUUAGGGUUUUCUUCGCUGCUUUCGGGGUUUCGUCUCGUUUGUUUUAUUAUCAGCGGCUCCCGUUUUCUUCUGUAUCUGUAGCUGUAGCCAGACACAAAACAGAAGGACUUAUCUCUAUCUGAUCAAGAUGACUGAAGGAGCGCAUGUGUGUGUGCCUGCGUGUGUCGCUACACUUUUUUUUGACUUUAAUGUAUGUGAAUGUGAUGAACCCGAGAGUUGCAUAUGCAAUUCAUUCUGCCAAUGCUAUAUUGUCCCAUGGGACCAUGGUAAACCCCUUUAUGAAUUCACCGUUGGAUCUUGGUUCUUGAUUCUGGAUCCUAGGGUGUAGAGCUGGGGGGGUUGAUUAUGGUCCCAAAACAUUGUUGCUUUUUCUCUUUUUUGUAGGUGAUUAUCACCCCUUCCUCUCUAGUUUUGAUUAUUAAAAUUUUUAGUUGUUACUAUUAUUUCUUAUACAGGAAUACCUGCCGUGUCUAUGUUGCCUA
This is a messenger RNA of Nelumbo nucifera (sacred lotus), 1624 nucleotides long. Its product is annotated as CASP-like protein 4C1. The record is from RefSeq and is a predicted model, not a curated record. NCBI's taxonomy places the organism in Eukaryota, Viridiplantae, Streptophyta, Magnoliopsida, Proteales, Nelumbonaceae.